AUGAUCUCCAGAACGGAUGAGAGUCGAGAGUCCGCGGCCAACUUCCCCUCUGUCAUCUCCGAGGAUUUUCUCAAGGCAUCUAUCGAAACGGACUGGUCUGGUCAUUCCGCGCGAUUCGGCUGGCACUGCGGGCCUAUUGAUAUCAUGAAUGCGCCAUUCAACGACGAUCCGUGUGUCUCUAAGGUCAACGCAAUGGUUUGCAUGAUCCUCGGUCCGAGCAGACGUGCCUGCGGCACGUGCAUUGAGGUCGAUGCUGGUGCAGAGCAGCUUCGCCAGCACAUGGAGCAAACGCACAAUACUCAUCUCACGGCCCUCAGCCUUGCCAACACCGCCGAGGCUGAGGAAGCGACUGGGCAGCGCUCAUUGAUUCAGUUCGUUAUUACUGGCAGAUGGCGUACCAUGAUGUUUGAAAAGGAGCCAGGCGUUGGCCCGGCAAAUGGUCCUCUACAGAAGCUCUGUGACUUCUUCGAAAGCAAGGCUCGUAACGAUGAUGUGUUUGCUUGCAUAUGGGGACGCCAAUUUCAUCGUCGCGAGGAACCUGUUUCCGUGCUCGGCAAGCGCAGCCGCAACGCGGAUGCUCCACUGCCAGACCUGCCUUCUUCGAAGGAGGCAGACCGGCCUGCUCCAUGA
This is a messenger RNA of Emericellopsis atlantica, 630 nucleotides long. RefSeq lists its product as uncharacterized. The record is from RefSeq and is a predicted model, not a curated record. The coding region runs from base 1 to 630 and encodes 209 amino acids. Lineage: Eukaryota; Fungi; Ascomycota; Sordariomycetes; Hypocreales; Bionectriaceae. The transcript has a single exon.